AUGUGGUGUUUGUGUGGUUUUUCUAUCAUUUUUACUCGUUCCCGCUUAUUUUUCUACUUCCUUCUUGAUUUCCUCACUCAAUCUGAGCAUUUUACCCUAGACGGAUUUUGGGUUAAAAACGUACCCCUGGGAGUUGAGCGUCUUUGUUCGUUGGGUGUCAGCGGCAGAUUGUGUAGUCGCUCCUUAAUUUCUGAUCUUUAUAAUCGCCAUUUCACAAAUAGUUUCCCCUUUCUUUAUUUACUUUUUGAAAACAAAUCGUUUGGCUCACCGAAACUGCAGCGCGCCAGCGUAAAAAAAUGUCGCGUGCAGUGUCAUAGGCCGCGGUCCAUAUUUUUUUAA
Trypanosoma brucei brucei TREU927 is the source of this 339-nucleotide messenger RNA. RefSeq lists its product as hypothetical. The record is from RefSeq and is a predicted model, not a curated record. Lineage: Eukaryota; Euglenozoa; Kinetoplastea; Trypanosomatida; Trypanosomatidae. The transcript has a single exon. The coding region runs from base 1 to 339 and encodes 112 amino acids.